GGAUUGGCGGCCUCGGUUGUGACGCGACCUGGGCGGGCCGACUUGCGACGGAGGCAGCGGGUCCGGGUCGGGGGACCUGAGAAGGAGCCGGGAGGUGACCCACAGCGCUGCGACGGGACCGCGCGAUUCCUCCCCCACGCAUCUGGCCCGCGUUCCUGGGCCGCCGCACCGGAUCCCGGCGUGGGUGCGGACCAAGGGCCCGCUCUCCCCGGCGCGGCCAGGCCCCCCCCAGCGUGCGAGCGCCUAGGGGAUGCCGAGCUGCUCAAGAUGAGGAGGUGCGCGGGGCCGGGGCGGAGCGGUCGCGUUCCCCGCGUGUGAGCCCCCACCCAUCCCUGGCGCCAGCGCUUCCCCGACCACUCGGGUUCGGCUAUGCGGGAGCCGUGAGGAGGAGGCUUGCAGUCGUGGACCUGAGACCUCGGGAGGUCAUGCUGGCUUGCUUUUAAGUGGCUUGGGGAAAGUGAAGAAACCCCAAAAUGGAGGACUUUGCUACCAGGACCUACGGCACCAGUGGCCUGGACAACAGACCUCUGUUUGGGGAGACGUCCGCCAAGGAUCGAAUCAUCAAUUUAGUUGUUGGCAGCUUAACAUCCUUAUUGAUUCUAGUAACGCUGAUAAGUGCUUUUGUUUUCCCUCAACUACCUCCAAAACCGUUGAAUAUAUUCUUUGCUGUCUGCAUCUCUUUGAGUAGUAUUACUGCCUGCAUACUUAUCUACUGGUAUCGACAAGGAGACUUAGAACCGAAAUUUAGAAAGCUAAUUUACUAUAUCAUAUUUUCUAUCAUCAUGUUGUGUAUAUGUGCAAACCUGUACUUCCAUGAUGUGGGAAGGUGAGGCUGCCAAGGAAAAAUACUUACCAGGACUCUUCAAAAUGAUACAUUAGGACAGUGAGUAAUUUUUGGAUAAGGUAUGCUGAAGAAUCUCCUGCAGAAGUCUGAUACAUGAUUUUCAUGUUAAUUGUAAAUGUUAAUUCCCUCUUGCAAGGGAGACAUAUCCUAGAUCACUUUGCUUUUUCUUUAAGGAGCUAAUGUUGCACCUAAACAUUCCAACCCUUAAAGCUAAAACAGCACAAAAAAAUUUCACUUUUGAAAUGAAGUUUUUAUAAUUGUACGGCAAAAGGCUAUGUAAAAACAAAUCUUGCAUUUUAAGACAAAUAUUCUUUUAUUUCUGUUAAACUGAAUAUACAAUUGUUCCCUAGGCAACCAACUUUUGCUUAUAACUACAAUUUAAUUUCACGUUGACAAAACAGACAGUGAAAAGACAACUUUGUGAAGAUCUAAUUACAAUAAUAAAUAAAAUAAUUUAUACAAGGUUUUUUUUUUUUUUCCUUGACUUUUCUAUAGGGGUCAUAUUCAUUAAAAAGCCCAAAAGGCUACCUUUGCCUUAACCCUUCUGUAGUACAGGAAUGAUUCUUAGAUUUGUUUCCUUUUGUUAUAGAAGCAAAUAUUGUUUUUUUAAAAUUGCCUGAGAUGAGAGGUUAUAUUGUACCCCACCAGCUAACACAUUAAGUGGAUGACAAACUAUUCUCUCGGUAAUUUAUAUAGCAAAACAUCUAAUAAAUGGUCACGGUAUCAAGGAUAGGUAACAUUACUUCCUUCCUCAUUUAGUUUUACUUCAAAGUGCUAACUUUGUAAACUAAUGACAGUGGUUUCUGAGGGGGUGAAAACUGCUUAGAUUCUGGUGGGUUUUGUUACUAUGCUUAUCCAUAUUCCCUUUAAAAGUAACAAAAAACCUGUAGUGAAUUUUAACUUUUAAUGCUUUCCUGUUUACCCUGCCUAAAUCAGCUCCCACUGCCAGCAAUGGGUUAACCAAAUGUAACCACCACAAGACCACCUCCUAGGUCUCUAUACUUGUAUGCUGGUCAAGUCUCAAACUUAGUCUUCUUGAAGAUCAGAAGAUCACUAGUAAGCUCUAGACCAUGUUGAAAAGACUCAUCUGAACUACAACCAGGCUUGAGAGGAGGCAGUGUCAUGUCUGAUCUUUAAAGUACAGUUUCUCUAAACCACAGCAGUUAAGCUUUCGUGAUUCUAAACUUAAUGGCUGAAGUGAAUGAAAUUCCUUAUUCCCAUGUAACAUUAAACACAGGGAUUUAUGCUUAGAACUCCCAGCCUCCACUCAACUACAUACUGUCAUAAAACUCAACCUCAGAUGAUGUGUUUAAAGGAGGUAAAAAGUCAUAGCAGCAACAGUGUGUGUGGCUUAAGCACUGUGGCUAUUUAAAUUGGUAAAUUAAGCCUCUUGGGGGUUGCUCCUAUUUCUUUGAAGAGGUUGUAAUUAAAAGUGUGGCUUCUUUGCCUGAACUGCCUAUUUCUAAUAAUUAUUCUAAUGACAGUUUACCAAAUCUUCGACAUCCUUUGAAUCUUCUGAAACAGGACUGCCCAAGGAUGAUCCAAUGAUAUUUGAUUCUUCCUGAUGAUGUUGGAGUAUGGGAUCUGUAACGAGUUUCAAGUUAGUCUUAAAUGUAUAUAUUUAUUCUCUAAUCCAUGUCAAGAAUUUAAGGUAUUCUACCACAGUGUAGAACUCAACAGGACUAGUAGCUUAUUGGAUCAAGAAAGACUGAAACAAGUUAAUUAAAUGUCUGAUUUUUUCCAUCUAAAAUUUAUCAGGCACAUAGUAUCAGGCACAUAGUAAGUAUUAUAUUACAGUACCUGUUAGUGUUGUCAAAGGCAAGACAGAUUCAGUAUCUAUAACAUCAGAUGCCUGGAUAAAGCCAUGUGGUGAAGGAACGAUAAGUAUUGUUUCAUCAUCAAUUGUUUGAUCAACUUGUUCUUCUAUAGUGGGAGACUCUAAACCCUAAAUAACAUUAAAAAAAAAUAUAUUGACUCAUAUUCCUUACUAGUCUUCCUUAAAAUCCCAUGUAUAGGCAUGUAUAGGUUAGACUCAAACAUAACCCAUUUUAAAAUCAGAAUAUAAAAUAAAAAGUUAAGGUCUCACAGGGACAAAAGAUGACCUCACGAUCUAACAUACUUUUAACAAAAGGAACUCAUUAAGGACUAGGUCAGUUAUAGGUCAGCUGAAUAUAACAGAAGAAACAAUGCUGUUACAGUGUAGGAUGAUGUUCCUAGGCUGAACCACAAAGAUUACUAACCAUUCUCAGGAAAAUGCUUCUAUGGGUUCGAACAAACAUUUCUCAAUGUAUUGUAGGUAAAGAGGAAAAAGUUUUAGUGAGGAACUGUGGUAAGAUAGAACAUGGUUUUCUUAUUCUUCCUGACUGCCACAGGAUCACUGCCUGCCCAUUUCUGCCAGCAACAACACUUUGUGAGGUGUAGGGGUUUGAGCUUAAUUUCAUGAGUCUAAAGAAAAAAGUUUCCCAAGCUGCAGGUUUGAGGCUCAAGGCAAGAAUCCAUUCAGUUGUUCUUAAAGUACAACUUACCUCAGUAACAUAAGCACUGGCUAAAUCAGAGGGUGAUUCCUCUUGUUUAAGGUCGGUGUCAGAGAUUUCUUCUUCUGUUCUGACCAUAACACUAUUCAUCAGUUCUGUGCUAUUUUGGUCACUGAAUUUGGAUACAUGAGCAUCAUUAAAUGAUGGCUCCACAGUCAUCUUAGGGUGAUGAAUUUCAUCUGGGAAAGUGUCUGCUUCUAGGGCAUCUGGAGGCUCAGGAAAAUCAGAUGACUGAAUAUCACUAUCUACUCUCAGUUCUGCUUGGGAUAUGGAAGAAGUGAUGUCCUCUGUGGCAACAGUCUGAAUGAUGACUCUUGGUGUGUGACACUGCACUGUAACAUUAUCACUUGUGUUCAACAAAUGUUCUGGCUAUAAAACAUUAAAGAACCUGUUAAAGUUGUAAAUCAAAUGACAUUUACGGGGGUACCUCACUGUCUCCCCCCACAUCUCUUACCUCUGGAACUGUAAAUACUUUUAUCACUAUUUUUCUAGAACCCUUGUCCUUUACUUGCUAGGGCCUUUGUUCUUCUAAUGUCCCUAUUCUAAUAUAUAGCCAUCUUACAUAAAGAGAAGGGAUGAAACAUACACUCCAGUGAAGGCAGAGUGAUGGUGUGUAACACUGUGCCUGAAACAGCAGCAGCAGGAAGAACUGUUUAGGUAAGUACCUUCUAUUUUGGUCCUUAUCAACUAAUCCUGGUCUAACAGGUAUUCAAAAAUCAAGUAAUUUAUGUAACAUACGGAUAAAGCAUGAACAAUAAUCUGUUCAGGAGAAGCAGGAGCAGCAGCUGUCAGGGUUACUGUGGGACUAGCAGUCAGAGUUAGGGGAAGGCCUUGGCUUGCGCUUGUUUGAAGUAGGUAGGUGCCUGGAGUGCCAGUGGGCUGUAGAUGGAAAGACUAAAGGAAAAAGGAAAAAUAAGAUAGUUUAACAAUGAUUAAGUCUACUUUUAUAUACAAAAACGGACUGAGUUUAGUUUACUAGACACAAAUGUACUUACCCAUUGUGAAGGUACGAACAAGUAAUACAAUGUAGGGCAUAAUCGUCUCAAGUCAUUACCUAGCCUGAAGGUUUAAGAGGCUGCUCUUUGCUCCUGUGUAUUUCUAUGGUCUGGUCUUAGCUAUUUGUUUCAGGGCACCAAGACAGUUAGUUGUAUGAGCCACUGUUUCCAGUGCAGUAACCCACGACACCCAAUCACCCCUCUUUUUCCUUCUUUGUAGCACGUAAAAACUGGCAGUCCCCCAGUUUAAAAAAAAAAGGCACAACAGCAGUGUUUACUUGAACACUUUUUCACGGUAUAAUUUUGGGAAAUUUUUUAUAGAAAGGGACAGGGUACAGAAAUAGUAAUUAGCAAUGUUCUGCUGAAGGAGAAAGAUGUUUAUCUGAAAAAGCUGGUUAACUAUUAACACAUUUGAAAUUUUUUAAGGAAGUAUAAUAAAAUUGACCAAUAAACUUUUCACGACCAUAAGCUUCUAUAUAAAAAAUUUGAUUUAGGUUUAUCUUAAUAUUCUAAAAAAGUAUCUGCACUCUAAAAUAGGUCUGGGGGUUAAAAUCAUGUAGCCUGUUUUUCAGUCUUGUGUACUUAGCUAAAACAACUCUCCUGGGUACUAAAUCCCCAAAUAUAGGUUUCCUUAUUGCUAAAGUGGAGAUAGUAACUACUUCUCAUGGAAAGUGUUUGGGAUUAGAAAUGAUUAUGAAAGUGCCUGGAACUCUGUGAGGACUCAAUUUCUUUUCCUUUCCAUAAAAGUUAAAUCAUUUUCCUAAAGGUAGCAUAUAGUAAUCACAAAUGUGAGGCUUUAUUUUAAAUAUAUGUACACGUAUAUAUUAUGUGUUUUAUUUAAUAUACUUAACAUUUAAUUUUCACAAUUUUUUGAAGCUGGAGUACUAUUAUUAUCCUGUUAAUAAAUUCAGGGAAAGCCUAAAUAUUGUGACCCCAUAAGUAAAAACCUGAACACAUACCUCAAAUAUGUAGGUGUGUAUAUAUAUUGUUUACCACGGGAAUGGGCUUAAAAAAGUAAAAGUUUUCUACCUGUGUCAAAUGGUUGUCUUAUACAUCCCCAUUUCAAAGACCACUGGAUUAGGAGACUGACUUAGGUUAAGUAAGCUGCCAGUAAAAAGUUCCAAAGGUGGCCAUCCUCUUGGGAUUUGGCUGGGGAGAGGAUGAAUAAAGUCUUGCACUAAUAACCCUGUGUUCUUCAUGGUAAAUUAAAUCUUGAUUUAAUACAAUUUUUAUUUUCUUAAGGAAAUAUGAAUUAUAGGUUUACUUGUUUUAGAAAGAGCAUUCAGUCACGCUCCGCUUUCAACCUACACUUCAGCUGCAGGAAACCACUGAUCUACUUUUCGUCUACAAAUUUGCCUAUUUUUUUGGACAUUUCAAAUAAAUGGGAGCCAAGUACUAUGUGA
Molecule: messenger RNA, 5776 nt
Organism: Pongo pygmaeus (Bornean orangutan)
Lineage: Eukaryota; Metazoa; Chordata; Mammalia; Primates; Hominidae
Gene: TMEM243
Product: transmembrane protein 243
Exons: 5
Coding region: 474-830 (118 amino acids)
Source: RefSeq, a predicted model, not a curated record